GAUAAGAAUACACGGUACAAGGUUCUCCAUGCCGAAAAGCCAGUUUUGCAGCUGGGAACUGCGACACAUUUGACAUUUCAGGUCACUUCAUUGGUGCCCGAGAGAUUGUCGCAUACUUACAAGCAGCUGCAUGACUUUGACAUGUUUACAGUGAUAAUGGAAACAAAGCUUGGAACUGCGGACGGGGCCCAGUGGUAACGCGGGCGUCUUGAAUGUCUAACGCAGCAGCGGUUGAGGCCCCGACCAAUGUUGGAGUCUGUCUGCGAAUCAGGCCAGCACUGCGGAGUUCGGCUGACGUAGCUGUUAUCAAAGCGGCUCUGUCGCAUAACCCGUUCUUUGCAGACUGGGACGAUGUGCCACGCCAACGUGGGCAGUGGGGAGCUUCUGAUUCAGCGCGGCGAGGUCGUGAGCGGACUCCACAUUGUGCUGUCCGGCACGUGCGAUGUCGCCGUACCACAUCCCACCAACCCCCGAGGCCGCGCCGAAUACCGCGUGCUCCACGCCGGUGACGUGUGCGGCCUGGAGCCGCUGCUGUCGGACGACCACCGCGCCGCCGCCGGCGUCACCGCGGGCCCUGCAGGCGCGGAGCUGGCGGUGCUGGGGUACAGCUCCUGGGCGGACGUGUGCACGCGCGCGGCGGCGGGAGGGCCGCCCGCAGCCAAGUGGGCCGCCCUGCGCGCCACGCUGCUGUGCACCUUGCUGAGGCAGCAUGCCGCUGCGGCGCCGCAGCAGCGCGCUGGCGGCAGCGGCGGCAAGAGCGAGGCGGCGCAGCAGCCAGCGGCGCAGGGUGGGACCGGCGGCGGUCCGGCAGCAGGGCGGGGCUGCGUCAAGUGGGACACGGAGGUGGAGCUGGCGUCAGUUGUGGAGGUGGAUGAGGCGGCGGCGGCGGCGGCAGCAGCGGGGGCGGGAGCAGCGGGGGCGGGAGCAGCGGACGCGGAGGGGCCCUACGAGCUGCUGCGGCAGGAGCGGCUGGCUCUGCUGUUGGCGUGCUUCACGGGCACGUCCCUGUCCGCCAUGCCGCAUGUAAUGCUCCUGGAGGCGGCGCGCGGCUGCAUGCUGCGGCCGCUGCAACCCUUCACGCCGCUCUACACCGUGAAUGGCGCCCACACCUCCCAGGCCGUGCUGCUGGCUGGCAGCCUGCAGGUGCGGAGCCUGCGGCCCCUGGGGCAGGCCGGCUCACGCGAACCAGCAGCGCGAGCAGCUGUCGGAGCUGGCCCUGCAUGCAGCGCUGGCGCAGUGCCCUGCUCUGGGGGCAGCGGCGCGGCGCCGGCAGCACGACUUAGCGCUGGCGGCGCCGCCAGCGGGCUGUCUGAUGCCGGUCUGGCCUCCGGGGCUGCUGCCAGCACGACACCUGGCGGCGCAGGUGCAGCGGUGGCAGCGACCGGGGCCGAUGGCGAGGGUUGGGGCGAGGCGGCUGUGGGCGAGGAGCUGGAGGAGUUGGAGGAGGUGGACGAUGGCGAUGACGCCGCAGCCACGACUGCGGGCGAGAUGGAGGCAGGCGACGAGGACGCUGUGGACGCUGUUGUGGGGCUGCACGCGGUGGGCGCCGGCGGCGGGAAAGCACAGGUCCCGGCGGAGGAGGCCCAGCGGCGGCUGACGGAGCGCUUUGGGCCGGUGGUGGGCAGCGAGGGCGUGGGCGCGUCGCUGUGUGAGCUGUCAUUGGCCGCCAUCACGGGGGCCAAGGGCCGGCGCCCGCUGCGCAGGUCCAGCCUGGUGACAGGCGCCACGCCCGCACUAGUUCUGGUGAUCCCCGUCGCCGCCCUGCGUCGUGGCUACGGCGCCGCGAGGUCGGCGCUGGUGGCCGCCCGCACGGCCGCUCUGCUGCGGCCGGGGGCCUGGGGCGGGCUGGGUGAGGCGCUGCGGGGCGGCUGCCUGAAACCCGCGGAGCUGUCGGCCCUGGCGCUGGCGGCGGCGCCCGCACGGCUGGCGGCCGGGGCGCUGGUGGCGCGGCAGGGCGCACCUAUUGACGCGCUGUACCUUGUGCAGGAGGGUGAACUACGGCUGUUGGAUGACCCAGAUAGCGCCGCACAGCAGCAGCAACAUGAGCAGGCAGCCGCUGCAGCGCAACCGCCGGCCUCGGCCUUUGCGCUGGCUGCCGUCAGCAGCAGUGCUUCUAGCGGUGCUGGGCCGUCUGCUGUCCUGUCGUCGCUGCUUGCGGACCCGGUGAUUGGCAGUGAGCUGAGCCCCCUGUUUGCGCGUGGGCGUGAAGGCGAAGCGGCAGUGGUCCCAGGCGGCAGCAGCGCAGCGGCGGCAGCCACGGCUGCGGUGACGGCUGCUGUGGCCGUGCUGGGGGGCUCAACCGUGGGUGCCUCGGCAUCGCAGGUGGCCGCCGCACUGAAGAACCUGCCGUCCAUAAUGACGGUCAAUGCCGGCGGCGUGUUCGGGGCAGGGCUGCUGGGGCACCCGGCCGGUGCUGGGGCCGGGACAACGGGUAGUGGCGCCGGGGGCUCUGGCAGCCUGCCGAAGCUGCUGCCAUCUCCCCCCAAGGGGCUGCCGCCAGCCGGCAUUCGCGGGGCCAGCAUGACAGGCGCCCGGCCCCCAGGCCCAGCGUCGCCACUCCUUCUUGGGCGGACUGGGACUGGUGCAAGCAGCAGUGGCACCAGCCGCACGGCAGACGGCGGCGCCGGAAGCGGGCCGGUGGCCACAGUGUCCUUGUCAGGUGCUGCGCCCGGCAGUCCCUCCCUGGUGCCGCAUCCGCCCAGCCUGGGGCGGACCUCGGGCAGGUCAGCAGCGGAGGCCGCGGCGCUUCUGCAGAAGUCGGCCUCCCUCAAAGCCAUUCCCACUCUUCGGCGAUCAGCCUCCAUCUCUAUGCCGGAGGCGCCAGGAACGGAUGCAGGGCCUGCCGUUGGUGCAGCACACGCCUCUCGGGCACAGCAAGGCUCCGCGGCUACCGUAGCGCUGUCGUCCUCAGCAGCAGCAGCGUCACAACAGAACACAGGCGGCUCCGCCGGGGGCGCGGCGACGAUUGUGAAGGUGCAGCAGGGCCGCUUCCCCGCCACAGCUGUGGCGGCGGGCGCGGUGCGGCUGCUGGUGCUGCCGCGUGAGGCGAUAGUGCGGCUGGCGCCGGUGCUCGGGCCGCUGCUGAUGGAGCUGGCAUCGCAGCAUCUGGAGGUGCUGGAGAGGCGGAGAGCGGAGGCGCAGGACAUGCACGCCAAGCUGCCGCAGGUGAUCUCCGUGGAGGGGCUGCCGGCGGCGCCGGUGGUCCGCGACCCCUACGCGGUGACGCGUCGGCGCGCGGCGGAGCGCAAGGCGGCGGUGGACGCGCUCAUGCACGACGGCGCCCCUGUGGUGCGGCCGCCCGAGGUGCUGCCGCCAGAGCAGAUGCUGGCGCGGCCGUCGCUGCUGCUGGAGCGCAUGGGCUUCAAGGUGCCCAAGAUCCGAGGCCUGACGUCGGGCACUGCUUCCGGCGGCGAGUCGGAGCCGGCCAGUGGUGAGCCCAGCCCUAGUGGCCAGCUGGUGGCGAGAGCCGGCAGCAUUAGCGGCGCCCUGGGUGCCGCAGGCGGUGGUGGCGGGCUGGAGCUGCCGCUGGCCCAUGCAGGGUCGCGGGGCAGUAGUGCGGGCAUAGGCGGCAGCCCGCACAGCCCGCACACGCAGUACCGCAGCCGCCUCAGCGGCAGUGGCGUGCCGGGCGCACCCGGCGUGCUGGGCAGCAUGCAUCUCGUGCCGGGGCCUCCGCAGGCGUCAUCACCCAGCAUGCGCUACUCGACAGCGGGCGCGGGGCCGGGCGCGGCCGGCGUGCACCUGCCCCGAGUGCACGCUGCGGCCUCCGCCGGCGGCCUCGACAACGCCUUCCUUUACCACGGGCUCCACGUGCCACAGACUUCCUUUAGCAGCCAGAGCCUCGGAGGCAGCAAACAACAUCACGCGCAGCUGCACGGGGCCCCUGGGAAACGAAGCCUUGGCGGCGGCGACGGCCCGUCCACUGCGCCUGGCUCUCCGUCCGCCGGCCUGCCGCGACUGCGUGUCAGCGCCUCGGGGGUGCACGACUCCCCCUUGCGCCAACGCCUGACAAAUGCAGGGCUGAUGGACACUGGAACGCCGGGGACUGCAUCACCGGUUGCCCGGUACUCGUCAACCGGGGUCGCUCCGCACCCUAGCGGCGGCGGCGGCGGCGCACCUGCAGCAGCACUGCUUGCGGCGGCUCUGGGGUUGACGGGCGGUGCUGGCGGUGCUGGUGGGGGCAGUGGCGUGGCAAGCCGCGCCCACAGCUUCAGCACUCCAGGGCUGCCGCCGCACCUGAUGCCGCAGCAGCUUGGCAGCCCCGUGACUGGCGGCAGCAGUCACCUUCCCGCGCCCGUGUCUCCCUUGCGGAUGCUCGGGAGCGUGGGAAGCGGUGGUGCGGCCGCGGGAGGUGGUGUCGGUGUGGCGGGUGGCAGCGGUUCUGUGCCCUGUAGUCCGUCUGACAGAGGCGCACCCAGGGCACAUGCUUCACCUUUAUGCGCCGCUGAUGCGCUCGGGCACCGGGCCCAGGCGGCAGCCGGGGCAGAUGGUGCUCGCUUCCCAGCUGUGACCAGUGCAAGCUCAUGCAGCAGCAGCCCGCCGCUAGCCCCGCAGCCUCCAGCAGGUGCCGCCACGUCAUCUGGGAAAGCCGUCACGGCUGGCGCCUGUGACGCAGCUGCCAAGGAGGCUACGGCUGCAAAAGGAGCGGCGGCAGCCGCGGAGGCCGCGGCAUGGAUAAGCCAGCUUGACGGGGGUCGGCGCAGUGACAGCGGGUUGCUGUGGCGGACAGCCGUGGUUGCGCCUGCCGCGGCAACCUCAACGCGUGGGGCGGGUAGAGGCACGCCCCACGGUGGGGCGGCCGAGCUGGCCGCGGCGCUGGCUGUGCUGCGAGGCAGCGGAGGGGGAAGCGGGGCUGCACGAAAGGGCUAGCUUGCAUGGUGUGGUGAGCACGCUCUGAAAAUAAAGGUGGAGGGGGUACACGCGUGGGGUACACGCACAUUCGGGUGCAUUGCCACCGCCCCGCUGUGGUUAUGAGGACUGGGCGUGGGACCGUGGGCCAUUCGGCGGAUCCGUGUGGCCGGUGUAAGAUGACGACCGA
Molecule: messenger RNA, 5038 nt
Organism: Chlamydomonas reinhardtii
Lineage: Eukaryota; Viridiplantae; Chlorophyta; Chlorophyceae; Chlamydomonadales; Chlamydomonadaceae
Exons: 12
Coding region: 352-4869 (1505 amino acids)
Source: RefSeq, a predicted model, not a curated record